AUGACGGAGGACGAGGAGGACGAGGAGGACGAGCUGAGCGACGAUGCCGAGAGCCAGUCUCAGCCGGACGAGACUCAGUCUCCCGCCUCCCGUCCCUCCCCCACCUGCUCGUCAUCUUCGUCGGACGAGUGUCAUUCGGACGAGUCCCUAUGCGUCCUUCACUUCUCCUCCGACUCCUCGUCGCCGUCGUCAUCUUCUUCGGACGAGUCCCUAUGCGUCCUUCACUUCUCCUCCGACUCCUCGUCGCCGAUAUCUUCUUCGUCGGACGAGUCGCAAGACGAAGACGGCGAAGACUUCUCCGACCAGCGCACGCGAAGACUCCUCAAGCGCAGGUCGCCCUCGGACUCCGAGGAGGACCCGCUCGACGACCGCUCGGCGACGAAGCGACGUCGUCAGUGGUGA
Molecule: messenger RNA, 402 nt
Organism: Penaeus vannamei (Pacific white shrimp)
Lineage: Eukaryota; Metazoa; Arthropoda; Malacostraca; Decapoda; Penaeidae
Source: RefSeq, a predicted model, not a curated record